Mytilus californianus (California mussel) is the source of this 4223-nucleotide messenger RNA. RefSeq names its product E3 ubiquitin-protein ligase TRIM23-like. Gene Ontology annotation, molecular function: GTPase activity; zinc ion binding; GTP binding. The coding region runs from base 125 to 1807 and encodes 560 amino acids. The transcript is spliced from 10 exons. Gene Ontology annotation, biological process: vesicle-mediated transport; intracellular protein transport. Gene Ontology annotation, cellular component: cytoplasm; lysosomal membrane; plasma membrane. Lineage: Eukaryota; Metazoa; Mollusca; Bivalvia; Mytilida; Mytilidae. The record is from RefSeq and is a predicted model, not a curated record.
UUGAAAUGAUCGAAAAUACAUAGUACCCGGAAUAUGUAACAUUUAAUUUAGAAUCUAUCCUGGGACAAAUGGUUGGGGAAUAAAAACAAAAAGAUAAAGAGACCUCAGACGAGGGUAAUUGGAAAUGAAUAACCAGGAAACAACAGACAGGACAAUACUUGAAUGUAGAGUUUGUGAUGACGUGUUUCGUUUCCAAGGAGAUAAGGUUCCACGGUUGUUGAUGUGUGGUCAUACAGUUUGUCAUCAAUGUCUAACCAGAUUGCAAGUUCAUGGCACUUCUAUCCUGUGUCCAUUUGACAGACAGCCCACAGAAAUUGGUGAUUCUGGUGUAUGGGGAUUGAAGAAAAAUUUUGCAUUGCUAGAAUUGCUAGAGAAAUUACAGUUUACAACUCAAAAUGCAUCAAACAUAAAUCUCUUUGCACAACAAAACUUAGAUAAGGAAAAGGAGUUGGAUAUUCCAUGUGAUGAGAAUGAACUUCACACGGCUGUUUUAUACUGUAUGACAUGUAGUACACACUUGUGUGUAGAGUGUGCAGAACUUACACAUUCCACCAGAACACUGGCGCGACACAAAAGAGUUCCAUUAUCUGAAAAACCAAAAGAGAAUCCAAAAUGUCCAUAUCAUCCAAUGCAUUUGGUAGAAUUUGCUUGUUUAGAAGAAGAUUGCAAAAAUAAUCCUUUGAUGUGUUAUAUAUGUAAAGAUUAUGGUAGACAUGUUAAACAUAGGCAUUCUCUAUUGGACUCUGAAGCAACGAAUGUAAGGACAUCAAUAACAAAUGCUGUACAGCAAAUCAAAUCCUUUGGGGAAGAAGUAGCUGAUUCAGCAAGAAAAUUGGGUGUGACCAUACAACAGAUAGAGGGUGGUGUGCAAUUAUUACAGAGUCCUGAUGGGGCUACAUCUACACAGAGGGUUCCAGGUACUGCAGAACAGUCAAGGGCAAAAAUUAAACAGUAUUUUUAUGAUUUACGAGAGACAUUGAACAGACAGGAAGUGGCUGCCUUGACAACUGUUGACACACAUAUUCGUGAGAAACUUUGUAUGCUUCGACAACAACAGGAAGAUAUGGCAAUCUUGCUGUCCCAAAUAUCUGCAGUUUGCCACCAGUGUGAAAUCACAUUGCAACAAGAUGCAGCUAAGAUUUUGUUAGCUAAACAAGACGUGAAGACUUUAUUGGAGACAAUACAGAAACAACAACAACAGUUUUCUGAUGUUCCAGAACAAUUGCCAUUAGAUCCUGCUAUACCAAUAACAUUUACAAAGGAUAACCGUGUUCAUAUUGGUCCAAAGAUAGAGAUGAGGGUUGUAACCCUUGGUUUAGAUGAUGCUGGAAAAACUAGUAUCUUAUUUAAAUUAAAACAAAAUGAAUUUAUACAAACUAUUCCAACAAUAGGUUUUAAUGUAGAAACAAUAGAAUAUAAGAAUUUGAAGUUUACAAUUUGGGAUGUUGGAGGACAACAUAAGAUAAGGCCAUUGUGGAAGCAUUAUUACUUCAAUACUCAAGCUGUAAUAUAUGUGAUAGACAGUAAUAAUAAAGAUCGACUAGCAGAAGCACAAAAUGAACUUGCCAAAUUAGUACAGGAAAAAGAAUUGAGAGAAGCGUCAUUGCUUAUUUUUGUUAAUAAACAGGAUAUACAACCAUGUGUUUCAAUAGAAGAAGUAACAGAAUCGUUUGGACUUUUUAAGUUAUGUUGUAAUCGUAGUUGGCAUAUACAGGCCUGUGAUGCUAACAGUGGAUAUGGACUAAAGGAUGGAUUAGAGUGGUUAUCUAGACAGAUGGUAGCUGCAGGGGCACCAGAUCUGGCAUAAAACGGGUUUACAGUGGGGAGUUUUGUGUGAUUAGGACAUUUUAAGGGUUUUUUAAAUUGCUAUUUUGUUUAUUAGCUUAUAAAUAGAUAAAUUCUCCUGCUUCUUGAAUCCUCCCAAGACACUUACAUUUUGAUUAACAUCACAAAUAAGUUUUGACCUUCCCAGUAACUGAAGUCACCAUAUGGGAGCGACACAGAUAUUGAUACUAGCUGUACAUAUUAAUAUAUAAGUAGCCGCACACUAUCGAAACUUUGUCUUUGUGAUUUACAUAACUUUUAAAGACAAUUUAUAAAAUUAAUGUCUUGUGUAUUUAUAGUGGGUCAUAAUUGGAUAAUAGGAAGAAAUAGCCAAUCUUUAGAAGCAUUAAACCUGCUACUUUUAAUCUGAAGACAUCUGUGCCUAUUUUUCAGGUACUAGAUGGUAGUUUUUUAUGCCCCACCUAGGGGCAUUAUGUUUUUUGGUCUGUGCGUCUGUUCGUCCAUCCGUCCGUUCGUCCGUCUAUCCCGCUUCAGGUUAAAGUUUUUGGUCAAGGUAGUUUCUGAUGAAGUUGAAGUCCAAUCAACUUGAAACUUAGUACACAUGUUCCCUAUGAUAUGAUCUUUCUAAUUUUAAUGCCAAAUUAGAGUUUUGACCCCAAUUUCACGGUUCACUGAACAUAGAAAAUGAUAGUGCAAGUGGGGCAUCCUUGUACUAUGGACACAUUCUUGUUAUCUCCAGAUUUAAUUUAUGCUGAUGUUUAACAUUCCUAAAUGAUUUGGAGAACAGGUCAAUUCCUAACAUAUCAUUAUACAAAUCUUUUAGACAUGUGCAACAAUUACAAAUGCACUAAAAAUUGGAGUUCUUUCCUGUGAUUAAAAAAUUUUAUAACCUCUCCGCUUCAGCUAGUACCAAUAUCUGGUGUCGCUUCCAUACGGUGAAAGCAAAUACAAAAACAAAAUAUCUUUAAAACUUACUUGUAUGACUCCCUUAACUUUGAUGAAACCAGCUAAUUUUUUUGUCAACUUAUCCUACAAAAUAUAUGUACAGUGUAUAAGAGAUUUACUACUUGUUCAAAUGAAUCUUUGUACAUAUACUGCAAUAGGACAAUUUAGAUAAGAAGUAACCAUAUUGCUAAAAGAUACAAUUUGAGAAAAACUACUGGUAUAUUGAAAAGUUCACAUGUUACUGAACAUAUUUUAAAGCUAUAUAACAAUAAUUGUCUUACUAUUUAAUUAUGUCUCCCCUUCAAAAAAGGGAGACAUUAUGUUUUAGUAGUGUUUCUUCUUCUUAUGGUUUUUCAACCUUGUCAAGGCCAUAACUUUUUUAUCUUUUGACACUGGCUUUAUAUAUUUGGCAUGAUGGUGUAUUACUAAAAGAUGGUGUGUCCAAUAUCAUCAUGACCUCAAGGUCAAAAUACUUGAUUUUUUGACACUUUCGUUUUUAUGACAUCAUCAAGUACGCACCAGAAUCUUCAGAUCUUGCUUGCAGUGGAAAUAUAUUUCCAUAACAGGAUUUAUAGCAGGAGGGUAACUUAUUAUCAUCUUUAUUAAAAAAAAGAGGCUACAUCAGUCAUCAAAGUUCUUCCUAAUACAGCUUCCACAAUGUUAGAAAAGGAAGAUUCAACUUAAAUCCCUAAUCACUCACAAUCUUCCAAUAUGUAUGAGUGUUCAUAUUUGUCAUCAAUAGCAUUCUUGGCAUGGCAAUCAGAGCUGUUGUCAGAAACUUGAGAAUCUUUGUCAUUAAAAUGUUCACCAGAAAAGGUUCACUGGCAGUACUGGUUUUAUAUGAGCUUUAAGAUGGACAUAGCAUUAUGAAUGGCUCUUUUUGAGCUGGAGAUGGACACAAAGGAUACAAAAUGUACAUAUCAAAUCAUAAUUGAGAUUGACCAACAUGAAAGUAGAUUUUGGUUUGAUUAUGUCUUAUAAACAUUAUAAAUAUGAAUGUAAUCUAAAAUAUUUAUUGUAUUAUUAGAUGGAUGAAUUUAGUUUAUCGAGUACACUUCAUAUAGCUGUAUUUUUCUUUUAAAAAAAGUCUUUUGAAGUACAUUCUCGUUCAUUUUCACAAUAUUUGAAUGUAAGGUUCAUUAUGAUUUUUUUUAUUUUGAUAUGCAUAAGAAUUAAUGAGCAUUUUAUUGAUCAAUAGGUAAAACAUUGGGGGAAAAAAACAAUAAUGACAAAUUCAAGAAAAGUCGUUGGAUGACCUAGGCAAUAUGUCAAAGAAGCUUUUGUAAUGAUGCUAGCUGAGGUGCUUAAGUGGUAAUAUUUGAUCAUUAGAAGUUUUUUUGGGUUCUUGAUUUUUUUUAAUGGUGAUUUGAACAUGAAAAUACUUUCUGUUGUUAUUAUUAUUUGUUAAGUAUUUUGUUAUUAGCAUUUUCAAUUUGUACCUCUAUGAAUGUGCUGCUGUUAUAUAAUACUGGUAUUAAAUUAUAAAAUAGUUA